Molecule: messenger RNA, 1194 nt
Organism: Phycomyces blakesleeanus NRRL 1555(-)
Lineage: Eukaryota; Fungi; Mucoromycota; Mucoromycetes; Mucorales; Phycomycetaceae
Exons: 5
Coding region: 1-1194 (397 amino acids)
Source: RefSeq, a predicted model, not a curated record
AUGGAAGUAGUAUACAGUGACGACUGCCUUUUGCACAGCCCUCCCAAAGAAUUAACACGAGGUGAAUGGAAGACGUAUACCGAAUCCCCGUCUCGUCUUGUUUCCAUUAAACAGUUCAUUGAUAAGAAUACUGAGUUCAAAGUCGUCUCUCCAGAUGACUACACACUCGCACCAAUUCUGGCUGUCCACAAACGGGAGUAUGUCGAUUUUUUGUCGACAAUUUACAAAGACUGGGUCGAUGCUGGUCUUCCUAAAGACACAGUUGUGAGCGAGAUAUUCGGACAUUGUUCUAUGGUUGGACAUCUUGAACCCGAGGAAUGGAAGAAGAAGGCAUUAGAGACACCUAGUGGCCGUAUUGGACUAUAUUCUUUUGAUCUCUCGGUAUCCUUUGACAAGGAUACUUGGCUGUCAACUUACACCUCCGCUCAAAUCGUUCUCUCUGCUGCCCACCGUCUUCUUCAACAGUCCCAAACCGCCAAGACUAGUUCAAUUUAUGCUCUCUGCCGCCCCCCUGGACAUCAUGCUGCUCAUGAUGUAGCUGGAGGGUAUUGUUUUAUCAAUAAUGUUGCUGUGGCUGCUAAAUUCCUGCAGGACUAUGAAGUUAGGGAAAUGGAAGCACUUGCGAGAUUAUCAAAAGUAAAGAAAGAACAAACUUUGCCAAAGCCAGCUGUUUUGAAUAAGAACAAUAAGAGGAGAAUUUUGAUUGUAGAUGUUGAUUAUCACCAUGGUAAUGGAACGCAGGCAAUUUUUUAUGAUGAUCCUUCCGUGUUCUAUAUUUCUCUGCACGGAAGCCCCGAUUACCCUUACUUUACAGGAAGUGGGACAGAAACUGGCAGUGGAGACGGAGCUGGUUACAAUUUGAAUAUUCCACUUGAUCCAAUAACUACUACAGAUGCUAUAUACUUGGACCAUCUUGAAAAGGCCCUGAACAAGCCAGAGAUAGUUGAAUUUAAGGCUGAUAUCGUUAUAUGUUCUUUGGGGCUGGACACCUGGCAUGAGGACCCGGUUGGUGGGAUAAAGGGACUUGUGGACCCAUUGACGUACACGAAAAUUGGAAAACUCCUCAAGACAAGUGCGUCUUGUGCUAAUAUACCUGUCCUAUUUGUUCAGGAAGGUGGUUAUACAAUCGAAAGGCUCGGAGAAUUGGCCGGAAAAGUACUUUUGGGUUAUCUGUCUACAGAAAACACUACUUAG